Hypoxylon fragiforme is the source of this 2010-nucleotide messenger RNA. RefSeq names its product salicylate hydroxylase. The transcript has a single exon. Gene Ontology annotation, biological process: secondary metabolite biosynthetic process. The record is from RefSeq and is a predicted model, not a curated record. Gene Ontology annotation, molecular function: monooxygenase activity; FAD binding. Bases 318 to 1667 code for a protein of 449 amino acids. NCBI's taxonomy places the organism in Eukaryota, Fungi, Ascomycota, Sordariomycetes, Xylariales, Hypoxylaceae.
CAUGGGAUGAACGGCACGCCUGUUUGCCUAUCGGAUUUUUGGGCAAGGUACAGCCUAGAGACAUGGCACCAUCCUAUUAUGUGUGUCUCUUUGUAUGGUUCGUGGGUUUUCUUGAUCAAGGGACGCAAGCAUGUGUGAGUAUCGGGGAGGACCUACUUGGCCUCAACAGCUACCUUGCCUUAAUUACAUGCCUACCUGGGCAGGCAGGCCACUAAGUGUAUAAAGUAGACGUGCUGUCUGCUGCUACAUGGCACGUUCGGAUUUCAAGUGCCUACCUAGUCUUGACGGCUCGAUUUAUAAAUACUAGGUACUGACCAAUGCCACCAGCCAACAUAUGUAUGAGCAUUCUCAUCGUCGGCGCUGGACUUGGCGGUCUUGCCGCCGCUCUAGCGCUGCAGGCCGAUGGCCACAAAGUCCGUAUACUUGAUGCGGUUUCAGAAUUUGCCGAGGUGAGUGUCUAUUUGUGGUAUGGUGUUGGGUGCAUUGAGCUACCUAUUAACGCCCAGAAACAGGCCGGUGCGGGCAUCAGGGUGCCGCCAAACUCGACCCGACUUCUGCGACGCUGGGGCGUCGAUCUAGAAAAUAUGAAAAAGUCCGUGUCAAGAAGGUAUCAUUUCGUCCGGUGGCAAGAUGGGUCGACGAUGGUAAAGAUACCAUUUGACAGCAUUGAAGAAAAGUAUGGUGCCCCUUAUUAUCUGGUGCACCGCGCAGAUCUCCACGAGGCACUCUUAACAGCAGUGCGGGAAGCAGGUGUCGAGGUGCUAAAUCGACAACGAGUCGUUUCCUACGACUUUCAGGAACCCAGCGUCACCACUCAAACCGGCGAAGUGUUUACUGCGGACUUGGUGAUUGCCGCCGAUGGUAUUAAGUCAAUCACACGGCCGCUGCUCACAGGCCAACCUGACGUCCCUCGCGACACAGGAGAUGUAGCUUACAGGAUCCUCCUUCCGGCGGAGAAGUUGCUGGUGGAUCCCGAACUGGCAAGCUUGAUCACAGAUCCAUGUACGACAUCGUGGUGCGGGCCGGAUGCUCAUAUUGUCGGCUAUCCUAUCCGCAACGGUGAAUUGUACAAUGCCGUCGUAUGUGCGACCUCCUAUAACGAGACGACGGACGAGGUAUGGGUGAUCAAGGGUGACAAUGGCGAACUGUGCAAGCGCUUUGCGAGCUGGGAGCCCCGCGUUCGGAAGCUCUUUGCGCUUACGGGGGAUUUCAUGAAAUGGCGGCUCUGCGACCUACCCGACCUAUCGCGCUGGGUACACCCCUCCGGCAAGGUGCUGCUUCUCGGCGAUAGCUGCCACCCGAUGCUCCCGUAUCUCGCCCAGGGCGCCGCACAAGCUUUUGAAGACGCUGCCGCUUUACGGCAGUGCUUGGCCACCACAUAUGUAGACCUCAAGGAUGCACUAGCACGCUAUGAAGCGGUUCGCAAGCCGCGCGUCACUCUUGUCCAGGCUAAGACGAGAGAGCAUCAGUAUAUCCUGCAUAUAGACGAUGGUGAGGAACAGGAGCUGCGGGAUAGGCGGCUUCAGAUCAACGGUGAUGAGAAUCCAAUUUUCUGGGGCUGUGAGGAGCGGCGGGAAUGGCUAUUUGGGCAUGAUGCGGAGGUCCUGGAGAGUGGUGGUGGUAACUGGCGUAUGCUUCCAGCUGAUGCUGAUGAUGCGGUCACUUGAAUGCCAGGGAAUAUGUCAAUACGAGGUCCCUCCAAGCUGUACUAGGAAAGGUGUAGUACUAUGGGGUUUGUGAGAAGAUGUUCAAGACAUGCCAUUUCUUUUUUAGCCCCUAUUACUAAAUACACUUGAACAACAGUAUGUUCUGAAGGCAUAUGUUGAAGUGGGAUAGGUGUCUAGUAUCCUUCGCUUAGUCUGAUGGCGGUUCGAAUACCUACUAGGUACACAGGAAAUUAAGCUCACUUCAUGUAUAUAAUCGAUACAGCUUAUCAGGUCAACUAUGAGAGCUCUUCUAGUCUUAUUCUCAAAUUUGUACAUACCAGACAAUCGGUUCCCUUACCGCCAA